Messenger RNA from Trichomonas vaginalis G3, 1041 nucleotides. RefSeq lists its product as uncharacterized. Lineage: Eukaryota; Parabasalia; Trichomonadida; Trichomonadidae. The coding region runs from base 1 to 1041 and encodes 346 amino acids. The transcript has a single exon. The record is from RefSeq and is a predicted model, not a curated record.
AUGGCUGAACCUGAAUUUAUCUGGGUAUUCUCAUCUGAUUUUGAAGAAGAUGAUGACUUAGAUAUGAUAGAUGAUAUAUUAUACGAUGUUGAAGAAUCGUAUGAUAUCUCACAGUGCGAUGAAUCAAAAAUGAUUUCAUUUCUCAGAAAGCAUAACUAUGACAUUGAUUUACUAAUCGAUGCCGGAUUAAAUGGAGAAUUUGGUGAAUUUGUUUCAUUAAAUGAAGAUUAUGAGGCCGAAAUUUCUUCUAAUGGCAAAGUUAGAGUUAAAAAGGUUUCAUUAACACAAAACAAACAACCAGUAAAGACAUCAGCAAAAGCAUCCAAGAAACGUCCUAACAAACAGUCUGAAGCUCCAAAUUUGGAGCCAAUACAACUUACAUUUUUCGGAACUCAAGAUUCUGAUGCAACUGCAUUAAUUAACAGAGUUUUCGGUGGCAAGGGGUCUUUCAGUAUCAGAAAUAGAGAAUUUAAAUACGAUCUUAUUGAAAAUAACGAAGAAUAUAUUCCUACUGUCGCAAAUCCAGUUUUCGUAUUUAAUGCCAUCAAUAAUUCAUUGAGAUCAGAUCUUAUGUCCAUACCACAAACUCUUAUUCCUCCAAAUCAAGUAGUUGAUCCAGACAAAUCCAAACCAAAUCAAGAAGUUGAUCCAAACAAUUCUGACUUAAAUCAAGAAGUUGAUCCAGACAAAUCCGAAUUAAAUCAAGAAGUUGAUCCAGACAAAUCCGAAUUAAAUCAAGAAGUUGAUCCAAACAAUUCUGACUUAAAUCAAGAAGAGGACAAAGCAAAUGAAUACCCUAAGCCAGUUUAUAAAAAGGCAAUUUACAUUGUUCUCAACAAAUUCGAUUUAGUUCCAAAAGAUCAGAUGGAAAAGUUAUUCAAUACAACAAGCGCCAGAAUUAGAGAUAUAAUGAAAUGCAAUAACCUUCGUAAUUUCCAUAUUAUUCCAAUUUCUACCGCAAAGGACACUAAUAUCUUCACAAAAGGAUAUACAUUCUACCAAGGUGACCAAUUUUCAAAAUUACUUAACUUCUCGCUCUAA